AGUCUGGCUCUGGCCUCAGACAACAGUGUGUGAAAGUGAUGCGGUUAAAAAACUAACUCGCUGGUUGUCCCAUUUUCUGGUCACGUUUUGUCUCGAUUCAGCUCUUAGCAACAGCCGUUCGGCAAGCAUGUCGUCCUCCACUAGUAGCUCAGCUGCGCGUGUAGGCUUCGUGGGCCUUGGGCGCAUGGGGUUUCCGAUGGCAGCGCACCUACAUAAGAAAUUCGGUCCGUGCGCUGUGUGGAAUCGCACGACGCACGUUGCAACCCUACAUGCAAUGGAGCACGGAACUACUGCGGUUGCCGAGAUCGAAGACUUCCGAUGUCCCACUUUGUUUUCGUGCCUCCCGUGCUGGCGCGAGGUUCAUGACGUGGCCUCGCGCAUUAUCGAGGCCAGACGCCGAGCAGUGGGGGAAGGCUUGGUGGAUGAUGAGCAUCGGUUCGACCUCCAUGGUACUGCAUCGGAGCCUUCUACUGAAAGCGAGAGAAUAUUAUCCCCUAGAUCAGCUCUUCGCCCGGUAUCACUCCUAAUCGACUGCACCUCUGGAGAGUACGCGCACACCAUAGAAAUCGGCGAGAUGCUUGCUGAGCACGGUAUCACCUUCGUGGAUUGUCCCGUCUCCGGCGGCCCUCGCGGUGCCCAGGCAGCGACGGUGACGGCCAUGUUCGGUGGGAAUUCGACAGCCGCCGUGGCGUACGCGAAGCACUUUGCCAGUGCCUUUGCCGCGAAGCGGGAAUCCUGCGGUGCCCUUGGGAGUGCACACGCGGUAAAGUCGAUCAAUAACAUAUUGAACAGUGCGAAUUUGGCGACGACCGUCGAGGGACUGCUGGUGUUGCGAAAACUCUUCGGGGACAGGCUAGACUUGGAGAAAGCGCUUCGCUGCAUCAACAGCAGCUCCGGGCGGUCGCUCCAGAGCAUACAGCGCGUGCCGGAGGAGGUGUUUUCACGCCGGUUCGGGUAUGGAUUCGACUUGCAGCUGAUGCAAAAGGAUUGCGACGCAGCAAGAAAUCUGAUUUUGGAUGCCAGUUCUGUGGGCCAGCAUCCAGAGGGUGGUCAUCAGACAGCAAUUCUGCCGCGCGUUGCGGAGCUCUUAGACGAUGCAGCGUCGUUUUACCAGGGGGAAUGCGACGACGCUCGGAAACAGGGGGAGAUCAUUGACUACACGUAUUUGGCGAAGUUCCUAGAAGAUAAAGCGGGAAUCACUUUGGAGAUAGAGAGCUAGUUUGCUUGCGUCUGUGUGUUGUCUGAUUCUCAGUUCUGCUGUGCUAACUAUCUUUCUGGCGCACGAUGAAGGACAAUUCCAAGAAGAAGAAGAAGCAGAU
Molecule: messenger RNA, 1319 nt
Organism: Amoebophrya sp. A120
Lineage: Eukaryota; Dinophyceae; Syndiniales; Amoebophryaceae
Source: the annotation of a GenBank genome assembly